CAAAAGCCCAUGUUGACCAACAUAACUAUGAAGUGACAUGAUUGUAGUUGCACUGUCAUUGGUGUUACAUGCGGCCAUAACGAUUUGGACCGAGAAAAAUGUUACAAAAAUGGAAGAUGGUCCGGAGAGCGCUUUUCUAGACGUGUUUUCCCCGUUCGUUUUGACGGAAGGGGAAACAAUCAAAAUCAUAGGAUGCACUUCCGACUGUUGGCCUGGCUGUCGACAGAAGUGGAUGAACGCUGCAAAUGUUACAAUACAACUUUCUGGCACACUUUCACUUGGGCGAGCUACCAGAGACAAUGCUGGAAGCUAUGUAUGCGUCUUAGAAAACACUGCGAAAGAAUACAAUAAUAAAGCCGAGGCUUCUUUGAUAUUGAUUGUCGAAUAUCCCCCCGAUGUUCACAUACAGACCACAAACAUAACAUCCGAUGACACUUCCAUUGUCUUAGAAUGCAUUGCAAACGGUGUGCCGAACUCAUAUAUAUACAGCAAUUGGAAACAGGAGUGGCCAGGUUUUAUUUUAGCCAGAGUCAUUCCUGAAAGUGGAUAUUCAACAUUACGCCUCACAAAUCUUUCGUACGAAUAUUCUGGAAUAUACACAUGCUCAGUCAGCAAUGGUGUAGUGCAGUAUCCAACAGCAGAGACCGUCAUGGAAGCAUCAACGUACCUGCUUGUAAAAGAUGCGCCCAUUGUACUAUUUCCUAAGUUAUCUCAUGAUGACGUCAUCGUUUUAUCUAGCAAACUUGGAGACACACUUUCAAUACAAGUAAACUUUUACUCCAAUUACGGAAGGGUGGCUGCCUAUUUAAAGGACUCCAGUUAUAAUUCGAGCGAGAACAAGAGCGUUACUUUGGAUGUUUCUGAAACUAAUGUUGAAUUACCUGUUUUUGAUCAAGUUCUUAACGACAGUGGAUUUGUUUUAAAUAUCACUAUCAUCAUUGAGGAAGCAGACGAUUUUACCGUUUAUCCUGUCAGUAUUGAAAAUGAUUUCAAAGCAACUUUACUAUACAUCGAUGUUAAAUCAGAAGGUCCUCCUGAAACCCCCUGGACUUUUACGAUAGAAGAAGUCAUGCAGCAUUCCAUAGACAUUUCUUGGUUUGGGAAUUUUAAUGGUGGAUUCAAACAAACAUUUGCUAUACAAACCAGCAUGGACGGUGUUGAUUGGAGUAAUGCUACAUUGUUAGAGGAAGACGUACCGAACACAAAUGAACAAUACCACCAAACAGUUGAUAACUUGGACCAUACAACAACUUAUUAUCUUCGCAUGUACGCGUUCAAUGUGCUUGGUGAAAGUGAGCACACAUCUGUUAUGCAGGCUACAACUGCUACUGCCCUAGAAGACAUCACUCAAAGUCAUGCUUCAGUUAUUGGUGGAGUAGUUGGAGGAUGUCUCGGAGUGGCUGUUGCUGUAAUCGUCAUAGUGUUUGUUCUGAGACGAUGGUACACAUUGAACUGUUCCUGUAACAUGUCCCUAUCGAGGAAGAAAGAUGUACCUUCAGAUCAAGAUGGCUGUUGGAAACGAUAGACCCGACAAUUCGCGCUUGUACACGUCUUUGGAGUUGACCAAUCAGAAGUCAAACGCUUAUUACGGGAAUGCAAAGAUAGAGGAUCCCGUGUACAACAACACAAUGCUGAAAAACCCCAUACAGACAGUGCUUUAAGUUCGUGUAGUUGAAAAAAUACUCUAACUCAUACGAGAGAUUAUCUCAUUUUAACUAGUGUAUAGUUUGAUUGUGACGUGUCUUAAUGAAAAGUUAUAUUCAGAAAAUUAAUGAACUGUAUAGAAAAAUAAAUAUGUACUUGACUGUGAAAGGCAAUCAGGUAACUUUUUGACAGAUCUUACAUCUAACUGUUUGAUACUUAUUGCUCGUGGACAAUGGAGUUAGGUGAUGACGUUUACCGGUCUUGAAUUCCUCAUUUAAAAUAUAACAUUUGUACUAUUUUUACCGUAUAGUUGGUUAAUACACAUGCCGUUUCAUGUUUGAUAUAUCUGUAUCUGUAUUUUUAUCAGUUACAGGCUUAUAAAUUAAAAAAAAAAA
Molecule: messenger RNA, 2039 nt
Organism: Mya arenaria
Lineage: Eukaryota; Metazoa; Mollusca; Bivalvia; Myida; Myidae
Product: contactin-1-like
Exons: 10
Coding region: 38-1525 (495 amino acids)
Biological process (GO): cell-cell adhesion
Molecular function (GO): protein binding
Source: RefSeq, a predicted model, not a curated record